This is a messenger RNA of Diospyros lotus (date-plum), 1851 nucleotides long. RefSeq names its product glycerol-3-phosphate 2-O-acyltransferase 6. The transcript has 2 exons. The record is from RefSeq and is a predicted model, not a curated record. Gene Ontology annotation, cellular component: membrane. Lineage: Eukaryota; Viridiplantae; Streptophyta; Magnoliopsida; Ericales; Ebenaceae. Bases 201 to 1688 code for a protein of 495 amino acids. Gene Ontology annotation, molecular function: phosphatase activity; glycerol-3-phosphate 2-O-acyltransferase activity. Gene Ontology annotation, biological process: cutin biosynthetic process.
UUUAAUAAAAUAAAAUAAACCCAAAGUCAAUUUUCCUCGUUCUUCCUUCCUUCCUACUACCUGUCUCUCCCCCUCUCAGCCACAUAAUCUAUCUCUCCCAACCCUUUUUAAAUCCCUCUCCACCCUCCAAAAACACACUGCAUCGAACCCCGUAACCCCCCAAGUCCCAAACCCCCCGAAACCCUCUCUCGCUCUCGGCCAUGGGGGCUCACCGCCGCUUCGAGCCGGUUUCGAAAUGCAGCAGCGAGGGAAGGUCCAAUCAAACAGUGGCCUCCGACCUCGACGGCACGCUCCUCGUCUCGACAAGCGCAUUUCCUUAUUUCCUUCUCGUCGCCCUCGAAGCCGGCAGCCUCGUACGCGCUCUGCUCCUUCUGGCCUCGGUUCCGUUCGUCUACUUCACCUACCUCUUCGUCUCCGAAGCCUUCGCCAUCCAGACUCUGAUCUUUAUCGCCUUCGCCGGAAUCAAGAUCCGAGACAUUGAGCUCGCGGCGAGGUCGGUGCUGCCCAAGUUCUAUUCCGAGGACGUCCAUCCGGAGACUUGGAGGGUUUUCAAUUCCUUCGGAAAGAGAUAUAUAAUCACUGCGAAUCCGAGGAUUAUGGUCGAGCAUUUCGCCAGGAACUUCCUCGGGGCAGAUAAGGUUAUCGGAACGGAGCUCGAGGUUUCGAAAUCGGGACGAGCGACUGGGUUCGUGAAGAAGCCCGGCGUUCUCGUCGGAGAACACAAGAAAGCGGCUAUUGUAAAAGAAUUCGGGACCAAUUCGCCGGACUUGGGGCUCGGAGACAGAGAAACCGACCAUGAUUUCAUGUCCAUUUGCAAGGAAGGGUACAUGGUGCCCAGGGCAAACUGCGAGCCACUGCCGGCGAACAAGCUCCUGUGUCCGGUCAUUUUCCACGAGGGCCGCUUGGUUCAGAGGCCAACCCCUAUGGUCGCCCUUCUAACCUUCUUAUGGAUGCCGAUCGGCAUCAUUCUCUCCAUCGUAAGGGUCUACCUCAACAUCCCCUUGCCGGAAAGGGUUGUCUGGUACACAUACAAGAUCCUCGGCAUCCGCCUCAUCGUCAAGGGAACCCCGCCGCCGCCCCCCAAGAAGGGCCAGCCCGGCGUCCUCUUCGUCUGCAACCACCGCACCGUGCUCGACCCCAUCGUCACCGCGGUGGCGCUCGGCCGGAAAAUCAGCUGCGUCACUUACAGCAUCAGCAAAUUCUCCGAACUCAUCUCACCCAUCAAGGCCGUGGCCUUGUCCAGGGAACGAGAGAAGGACGCUGCCAACAUCAAGCGUUUGCUCGAAGAAGGAGACUUGGUGAUCUGCCCGGAGGGGACGACUUGCCGGGAGCCGUUUCUUCUCCGAUUCAGCGCCUUGUUCGCUGAGCUCACCGACCGGAUCGUGCCGGUGGCCAUCAACACGAAGCAGAGAGUGUUUUACGGCACAACGGUGCGGGGGCACAAGCUGCUGGACCCAUAUUUCGUGUUCAUGAACCCGAUGCCGACGUACGAGAUCACGUUCCUGAACCAGCUCCCGGCGGAGCUGACUUGCAGAGGCGGGAAGCCGCCCAUUGAAGUGGCGAACUAUAUACAGAGGGUGCUGGCCGGAAGCCUGGGGUUUGAGUGCACCAACCUGACCAGAAAGGAUAAGUACGGGGUGAUGGCCGGCACGGACGGCCGAGUUCCGGCGAAGAAGGAGAAGUCAUAGGGGAAAUGGAAGGAUGAAGAAGAAUGCAAAAGCGAUGAUGAUGAAGAUGAUGGCUGGCUGGAAAUGCUUUGGCUAUAAUUUGUUUUUCAAUUUUCGGCAAUAAUUGUUGAUUGUGAUGGCAACUAAUUAAUAUAUAAUAUAUAUAUAAUAUUAAAUUUAAUAA